This is a messenger RNA of Exophiala mesophila, 1038 nucleotides long. RefSeq lists its product as uncharacterized. The coding region runs from base 1 to 1038 and encodes 345 amino acids. The transcript has 2 exons. Gene Ontology annotation, biological process: signal transduction; phosphatidylinositol phosphate biosynthetic process; inositol metabolic process. Gene Ontology annotation, molecular function: inositol monophosphate 1-phosphatase activity. NCBI's taxonomy places the organism in Eukaryota, Fungi, Ascomycota, Eurotiomycetes, Chaetothyriales, Herpotrichiellaceae. The record is from RefSeq and is a predicted model, not a curated record.
AUGCCCGACCCUGGAAGACAAUAUAUACCAGACGAUGAGCUAAGUCAGAUCUAUACGUUCGCUAUUCAGUUGGGCAAGGAUGCGGGGGAGAUUCUUCUCAAGAGUCUAGCGGAACGCAGGCGAGAUGCCGUUCCCGGUGCCAGCGUAGAGGCUUUGGAAGAAUUGGUCAUGGAGGAAAAGUUGAAUGCAGUGGAUAUUGUAACAAAAACUGAUAAUGAGGUCGAAGAGUUCAUCCACAACGCCAUCCAGAAACAGUACCCAGGCCACUCCUUCAUUGGGGAAGAGACAUACUCCAAGGGCUCAUCCAAGGAAUAUCUGGUCAAAAGCGACCCAACUUGGAUUGUAGACCCGCUGGACGGAACCGUCAAUUUUACCCACGCAUUUCCCAUGUUUUGCGUUAGCAUUGCUCUUGUCGUCGAUCAGAAGCCAGUCAUUGGUAUCGUGUACGCACCACUGUUGAACCAAUUCUUUUCCGCGUGUAAGGGAAGAGGGGCGUGGUUGAAUGAGACAACAAGACUACCAUUCCUGGGUAACGUCGGAGUUGGACCAAUCCCCAAGAACGCCCCGUCCAGAUGCGUCUUCUCGUGCGAGUGGGGGAAGGACCGAAGAGAUCGGCCUGAUGGCAAUCUACACCGCAAAGUAGACAGCUUUAUGAAUAUGGCAGCCGAGAUAGGUGGGAGGGACGGCAAAGGCGGAAUGGUGCACGGGGUCAGAAGCCUUGGGAGCGCCACCUUGGAUCUUGCAUAUACGGCGAUGGGGUCUUUUGAUAUUUGGUGGGAAGGAGGCUGCUGGGAAUGGGAUGUCGCUGCCGGUAUCUGCUUAUUGCAGGAGGCAGGGGGCUUGGUCACAACUGCAAAUCCACCCAAAGAUAUUGACACGGCUCCGAUUAACGAUGCCAAUCUGGGCGGACGCCUGUAUCUUGCAAUUCGACCGGCAAGCGACAGUCCUGGAGAGACUGCGAGACAAGGGCAAGAGAGAGUUGUAAGAGAGGUAUGGAGACGUGUACGUACACUGGACUACAACCGUCCAGGGGUGUGA